AUGUCUUCAAAUCCGAAUCAAAUAUAUUCAGCUACAUAUUCAAAUGUUCCCGUGUUCGAAUUUGUGACAUCUGAGGGUCCUAUCAUGCGUCGAAAGUCGGACGGGUGGAUAAAUGCCACCCAUAUACUCAAAAUAGCCAAGUUUCCAAAGGCGAAGCGAACAAGGAUUCUAGAAAAGGAUGUCCAGACAGGUAUCCAUGAAAAGGUGCAAGGAGGCUACGGUAAGUACCAGGGCACCUACGUUCCGUUAGAUCUGGGUGCCGAAAUUGCCCGCAUGUUUGGUGUCUACGAGGUUUUGGAGCCAAUUUUCAAGUUUGUGUAUGUCGAGGGAAAGUCUGACACACCGCCACCAGCCCCAAAACAUAAUCAUGCGUCUGCAUCGAAUAUUGCUCGAAGACAGCAAUCUUUUAAAACGUCUAAUGACCAUCUACUGCCAAAUGACGCGGGUCCUAGGAAGAAAUCGAAAGUAGAAGAUAAUGGCGAGGAGCCUUCUAAAAAACGAGGUCGUCCAAAGAGAGUGCCACUUCAAGGCAGAUAUAAACCAGAACUAUCAUCUAGCCAAACGAUGCCAAUUUCCAACCCUAGAGGUCCAAGCAUGGGAACAUUCUCCUCCAGACAAGAUUCCUCUGCCUCUCAAAUGAUACCAUCAUUUCCGUCAUUAACAAGGCAAGACACAGAAAAGGAUGCACUUCAAAUAAUGGCAAGUAACCUCAGCAUAAGAAAUGAUGAUUUGGAACUGGACACAAGUGCAGACGAGAGUAAUCGUAAAAGUCAUGAAGUACGGGACUCGAGCACGCGGGAUGAAGACGAUGGAUUUUUAUCAGGCAGAGAGCUUUUCGGCGGGAAUGAUUCAUUUUCAGGGAGGGAGUCUUUUGAAAAGCUCUUGGAUUUUCAUAGGCGAAGCAGAAUCCAUUCAAGCAUGCCGUCCGGUCGCCAGCACUCCCUCAAUGGGGUGAACUCGUCUUUCAAUGGUUUAACACAAUAUCAUCACACUCCGAUAUCAACGGGCCUUGUUACCGACAAGCAGAGUGGCACCGGCCUCUACGAUUAUUUCACAACGCUUCUUGAUUACUUUUUGCACGACGACAAAAGCUCACAUACUGAAUCUAAAAGCGAGCAAAAUUUACCAGAUGAAAUAUUGAAUCCCCCUGAACCUUUGAGCGAUAUCAAGAUCAACCAGCGAGUGGACAAUGAUGGAAAUUGUCUUCUUCACUGGGUGUGUGCGAUGGCGAAUACUACGCUUCUACAGUUUUUGGUCACAAAGUUCAGUUCCUAUAUCGAUUUAGGAGCAAAAAACUACUUGGGUGAGAGCCCUUUAAUGUUUAUGGUUAAGUUCAACAAUAGCUUUCAACAGCAAAACUUCUCGAAAAUCAUUGAUUUGCUUGAAAACACUAUUCACUUGACUGACAAUAGAGGCCAGACCGUCUUGCAUCACAUCGCUAAUUCCUGUAAGACGAGCCAUCACAAUGAGAGAGAUUCUGGUCAUCGGCGUUUCAUGGAGCGAUAUGCAAACUACUACUUGGAAAAGCUUCUAGACUUUCUUCUGGAAGAGAUUGGGUCCAGAAGUACCACAAAGCUUCAUUUUGCUGAAUUCUUGAAUGUCCAAGAUCUGGAAGAAAAUACCGCAUUACACUUAUUCGCGUACCAUCUCAGCAAAAAGUGCAUCAAAUCAAUGAUUCGCUUCCACAAGUUGCUCAACUUAGAACUUAAAAAUGCUGUGAAUCACACAGUAGAGGACUACCUUGCAUCUCACAACUACGUACUAAGGAUUGAGGAUGAUGCACUCGAAGAAAGAAAGGUUCUAGAUGUUUCCACAAAGGGUGAUAUGGAUCUACGGCACGAUGAUUUUGGCCGCUCUCAAAGUUUCCAAUCACAAUUGCAAAAUACAAAGGUGGAGAUCAGUCGUCAAAACGAAGUGUCCAAUACUGUGACAGAGAAGUUAAGCGAGUUGGCUUAUGCGAUUGAUCGCGAAUUGGGUGCUAAAGACGAGAAACUUUUCAGACUAUACAAAUGUCUUCGGAAACUCUGCUAUGAGAAAUUCACCUCACAGAAGGCUAAUUUGAAAAUUUUCAAGCUAGACUAUCUUGUGGAGGACAUGGAAAAGGAGUUCGAAUCAGGUAAACAUAUCAAUUUAAAGCUCGAUGGAGACAGCAUGGUUUUUAAUACAUCCCGAGACUUGAUUAUCCAAGAAGAGAUUGCGAGGCUCUUGAAUGAUAUGUCGUUUCAGUCUUUAAUUGUCCGGGAAGACUUGCAACGAAUGUGCGAGCAAUUCAUAAUCAGGAGAGAAAAGUUGUGUCUGCAGAGACUAUGGAAUGAUAUCGAAUCGUCACAGAAUCUGGCGAAAGAGAAGGGCAACGAUGAACGGUUACGAUCCGCGGUUGAACUCCAAGGUGAAAUUCAAAGAAGAAGACUUCUUGCUGGACAAGUUUACCAUCUUGAAGGUGCCACACCAUUGAUGAACUGGAGCAAUGAUGAUUACAAAGAAAAUCAAACUGGCAAUGCAGAGAAGAGUGAUGAAAGUCUCGCGAAGCUCCAGGGCGUAAUGUCUGGUAUACCGCGCGAAGACAAAUUGUUCAAGUAUUGCAAAUUGAUAGCCUUGAGUUGCGGUAUGUCCAUCGCAGAAGUGGAGCAGUCAAUCGACCUAAUUGAGGAAUCACUUCUCCGAAACAAGCGUUAG
Molecule: messenger RNA, 2676 nt
Organism: Candidozyma pseudohaemuli
Lineage: Eukaryota; Fungi; Ascomycota; Pichiomycetes; Serinales; Metschnikowiaceae
Gene: MBP1
Product: transcription factor
Exons: 1
Coding region: 1-2676 (891 amino acids)
Cellular component (GO): SBF transcription complex; MBF transcription complex
Molecular function (GO): DNA binding; transcription regulator activity
Source: RefSeq, a predicted model, not a curated record